Molecule: messenger RNA, 2466 nt
Organism: Pteronotus mesoamericanus
Lineage: Eukaryota; Metazoa; Chordata; Mammalia; Chiroptera; Mormoopidae
Gene: ELFN1
Product: extracellular leucine rich repeat and fibronectin type III domain containing 1
Exons: 1
Coding region: 1-2466 (821 amino acids)
Cellular component (GO): plasma membrane
Molecular function (GO): protein binding
Source: RefSeq, a predicted model, not a curated record
AUGGCCCGCUGCCGCUGGGGCGCGCUGCUGUGGGUGUGCGUGGUGGCGGCCGCCCUGCUGCACGCGGGCGGCCUGGCCCGCGCCGACUGCUGGCUGAUCGAGGGCGACAAGGGCUUUGUGUGGCUGGCCAUCUGCAGCCAGAACCAGCCGCCCUACGAGGCCAUCCCGCAGCACAUCAACAGCACCAUCGUGGACCUGCGGCUCAACGAGAACCGCAUCCACAGCGUGCAGUACGCCGCGCUCAGCCGCUUCGGCAACCUCACGUACCUCAACCUCACCAAGAACGAGAUCGCCUACAUCGAGGACGGCGCCUUCUCGGGCCAGUUCAACCUGCAGGUGCUGCAGCUGGGCUACAACCGGCUGCGCAAUCUGACAGAGGGCGCGCUGCGCGGCCUGGGCAAGCUGGAGUACCUGUACCUGCAGGCCAACCUCAUCGAGGUGGUCACGCCCGGCGCCUUCUGGGAGUGCCCCAACAUCGUCAACGUCGACCUGUCCAUGAACCGCAUCCAGCGGCUGCACAGCGCCACCUUCGCGGGCCUGCCGCGCCUCUCCGCCUGCGAGCUCUACAGCAACCCCUUCUUCUGCUCCUGCGACCUGCUGGGCUUCCUGCGCUGGCUGGCCGUCUUCACCAAUGCCACGCAGACCUACGACCGCAUGCAGUGCGAGGCACCGCCGCCCUACGCCGGCUACUUCCUGCUGGGCCGGGGCCGCCACGGCCAGCGCAGCAUCCUGGGCACGCUGCAGUCCGUGUGCACCGACGGCGACGAUGCGCCCGAGCCCCGCCCGCCGCCCGAGCGGCCGCUGCCCGGCCGCGCGCCGUCCCCGCCGCCGCCGCCUGAGCCCAGCGAGGGCCCCUGCGCCGACGAGGACUGCUUCUCCGGCGACGGCACCACGCCGCUGGUGGCCCUGCCCACGCUGGCCACCCAGGCCGAGGUGCGCCCCCUCAUCAAGGUCAAGCAGCUGACGCAGAACUCGGCCACCAUCACGGUCCGGCUGCCCAGCCCGUUCAACCGCAUGUACACGCUGGAGCACUUCAACAACAGCCGGCCGUCCACCGUCUCGCGGCUGACCAAGCCGCAGGAGGAGAUCCGUCUGACCAACCUGUACACGCUCACCAACUACACCUACUGCGUGGUGUCCACCAGCUCCGGGCUGCUCCACAACCACACCUGCGUCACGCUCUGCCUGCCCAAGCCGCCCAGCCCGCCGGGCCCCGCGCCCAGCCCCUCCACGGCCACGCACUACAUCAUGACCAUCCUGGGCUGCCUCUUCGGCAUGGUGCUGGUGCUGGGCGCCGUCUACUACUGCCUGCGCAAGCGGCGGCGCCAGGAGGAGAAGCACAAGACGGCGGCCGCGGCCGCGGCGGCCGGCAGCCUGAAGAAGACCAUCAUCGAGCUCAAGUACGGGCCGGAGCUGGAGGCGCCCGGCCUGGCCCCGCUGUCCCAGGGCCCGCUGCUGGGCCCCGAGGCCGUGACCCGGCUACCCUUCAUGCCGGCCGCCGGCGGCGAGGCGGAGCCGUACAAGCUGGGGGAGAGCGAGACGCCCAAGGCCAGCAAGGGCACCUACCUGGAGGUGCGCACGGGGGAGCCGGCUGAGCGCAGGGACUGUGACCUGGGCCGCCCCGGCCCCGACAGCCAGGGCUCCGUGGCCGAGAUCUCCACCAUCGCCAAGGAGGUGGACAAGGUCAACCAGAUCAUCAACAACUGCAUCGACGCGCUCAAGUCCGAGGCCGCCGCCUUCCCGGGCGGCAAGUCGGGGGCUGUGGCCAGUGCUGAGCCCCCGCUGGUGCUGCUGUCCGAGCCGCGGGCCGGCAAGCAGGGCUUCCUGUCGCCCGCGUACAAGGACGCCUUUGGCCACGGCCUGCAGCGCCACCACAGCGCGGAGGCGGCGCCCGGGGCCCCGCGCACCAGCACCUCGUCCAGCGGCUCCACGCGCAGCCCCAGGGCCUUCGGCACCGAGGCCCCUGGCGCGCACAAGGCCGCCGCUGAGGCCAAGUACAUCGAGAAGAGCUCCCCCGGGGCCGACGCCAUCCUCACUGUGACGCCCACGGCCGCCGCGCUGCGGGCUGAGGCCGGCCGCCCGUACGGCGAGCACCGGCACUCCUACCCCGGCUCCCACGCCCCCGAACCGCCCGCGCCGCCCGCGCCCCCGCCCCACGAGGGCCUGGGCGGUCGCAAGGCGUCCAUCUUGGAGCCGCUGACCCGGCCGCGGCCCCGCGACCUGGCCUACUCACAGCUGUCCCCGCAGUACCGCCACCUGAGCUACACCGCUAGCCCCGAGUACACCUGCCGGGCCUCCCACAGCAUCUGGGAGCGCUUCCGCCUGAGCCGCCGGCGGCACAAGGACGACGAGGAGUUCGUGGCGGCCGGCCACGCGCUGCGCAAGAAGGUCCAGUUCGCCAAGGACGAGGACCUGCACGACAUCCUGGACUAUUGGAAGGGCGUGUCGGCCCAGCACAAGUCCUGA